UGUGCCCUCACAUGGAUGGGAAGGAGGAGGGACCCCCAAAUAAAGGCGCUGGUGUAUGCAAGCCACAAACAAACGUCUCCCCACCCCCAUCGCCGCUGCAUUUCCUUAGCCCGCACCCAGCGACGUUGCCUGGCUCCUUUUAUGAACAACAAAACCGUGAUGAAGGCAGCAGGAGUCAGAAGCUAUUCAGCACAGGAAGCCCCUGUAUCCGGUGAGGAAUAAGAAGUGCAGCGGCAGGAUGCGCCUUGGGUCAGGGGGCCGAGGAAAGCCUUCAGCCUUUGUGUCCUUCUCUGUGACGGAGCGUCCACGUCUGAGCCCUCGGCUCCCAUCGGAGCUCAGCUGGGGCUGCCGCUGUCACCGCCGGGGCGUCAGCCUCCCACCCAGAGGGACGCAGAGGCCACAAUGGCCCGUUCCGCUGGCCUGCUGCUACUGCUGCUGCUGCUGUCGAUCCAGCCCCGGGCGGAGGGCACUGCUGACCAGGAGGCCGUGGUCUGCGCAGGGACUGCCUGCUACACGGCCCACAGGCACAAGCUGAGUGCGGAGGAUGCCCAGCUCCAUUGCAGCAAGAAAGGGGGCAAUCUGGCCACAGUGAAGAGUGAGGAGGAGGCCUGGCACAUCCAGGGCGCCCUGACCCAGCUCCUGCUGCUGGGGGCACCCCUGCAAGAAUCCAAAAUCAAAUUCUGGAUUGGGCUCCAGCGAGAGAAGGGCACUUGCUCGGACAGCAGCCUGCCCCUGAAAGGCUUCAGCUGGCUGGGCGAUGGGGAGGAAUCGCAGUACAGCAACUGGUACAAAGAGGUUAAGAACACCUGUAUCAACAGGCGCUGCGUGUCCCUGAUUCUGGACCUGUCUGUGCCAGGCCUGGCCAGCAGCCUCUCCAAGUGGGCCGAUGGUCCUUGUGGGAACUCCGGGUUUCCUGGGAGCAACAUCCAGGGCUUUGUGUGCAAGUUCAGCUUCAAAGGCAUGUGCCGGCCGCUGACCCUGGGGGGCCCGGGUCAGGUGAACUACACGACCCCUUUCCAGGCCACCAGCUCCUCCCUGCAGGCUGUGCCCUUUGCCUCGGUGGCCAGCGUGGCCUGUGAGGAUGGGGACGAGGGCAGUCAGCACUACUUCCUGUGCAAGGAGAAGGCCCCCAGCGUGUUUGACUGGGACAGCUCAGGGCCCCUCUGUGUGAGCCCCAAGUUCAGCUGUGACUUCAACAAUGGAGGCUGCCAGCAGGACUGCUUCGAGGGCGGGGACGGCUCCUUCCGAUGUGGCUGCCGGCCGGGGUUCCGGCUGCUGGACGACCUGGUUAGUUGUGCCUCUCGGAACCCUUGCAGCUCUAGCCCGUGCGGAGGGGAGGCCACGUGCGUCCCCGGGUCCCUCGGAACGGACUUCACGUGCCACUGUCCCCCAGGCUACCAGCUGGACUUGACUCAGCGGAACUGCGAGGACGUGGACGAGUGCCGGGACGCCCCCUGCAUCCAGGACUGUGUCAACACCCCUGGGAGCUUCCGCUGUGAGUGCUGGGUGGGCUUUGAGCCUGGCGGCCCUGAAGAGGGGGACUGCGUGGAUGUGGACGAGUGUGCCCCUGGCCACUCGCCCUGCUCCCAGAGCUGCACCAACACCGAGGGCGCCUUCUAUUGCUCCUGUGAGGAGGGCUACGAGCUGGCUGGGGAGGAUGGCACCCAGUGCCUGGACGUGGACGAGUGUGAGGUCCAGCAGGGUGGCCUCUGCGACAGCCUGUGCUUCAACACGGAGGGGUCCUUCCGCUGUGGCUGCCUGCCGGGCUGGGAGCUGGACCCCAAUGGCGUCUCCUGCACUGGGGGGCCCACGUCGCUGGGACCACCAACCGGGUCUCCCCUUGGGGAAGACACGGGAGAUGGAGAAGGGGGGCUCCAGUCUUCUGCCACUGUGUCCAGACCCAGCGGGGACAACCCUGAGGGUACCGCCAUGGUGGUGCCCUCCAACAGGAGACCCUCCUUCCCAGCCAAGGUCCCCAUCUCCCUGCCCCCACCGGAGAUGUUGGCCCCCAGUGCGACGCCUGGGGUCUGGAUGGAGCCCAGCACCCAUCACCCCACAGCCACCACCAGCCACAGGGAGUCUGAAGGUGAGGAUUUCACAGCCAAGCAGAGUGACCAGGGCACGGACGGGCAGCAGCUGCUCCUGUUUUACAUUCUUGGCACCGUGGUGGCCAUCCUGCUCCUGCUAGCUCUGGCCCUAGGGCUGCUGGUCUGUCGCAAACGUAGGGCCAAGAGGGAGGAGAAGAAGCAGCAGCCACAGAGCGCGGCGGACAGCUACGCCUGGGUCCCCGAGCGAGCUGAGAGCAGAGCCACGGAGAACCCCUACAGUCCGACGCCAGGGACAGACUGCUGACACUGAGGAGGCCCCUGGACACUGGCAGCGAUCACCAUCCUCAGAGCCAGGAGCCCGUUGAAAGCAGGACCCCCAUCCUCCUGGAAGACUGGACUGGAAUCUUAGCAAGUAGUUGUCAACCUUCUCUUUAAAUGCCUGGCAGCUUGAACCGUGCAGGUAUCACACGUGUGUAGUAUGGAAGCGGGAGAGGGUCAGGUGUCAUUUCAGAAAUUUCAUGUGUGUUAACAAUUCUCCCCUCUCCUGUUGAAAUUCAAAUGUGACUGAGUUCAUGUCACCCCUGAUUCUGGAUCAGACUUGACAUGUCAGGUGCUAACAGGCUCCCUUUGAACUGCUUCUCUGCCCGCAUACAUCUCUAAUAAGAGGACGUGAACCAGGGCAAAUUUGGACUGAAAUGAUUUGUGCCUUCUGGUGUGAUGAAGCCUGAGUCUAUCAGUUGUCUGGUUAUGUAAAAAGCUCUGUUUCUGACGGAGGGAACGUGUUCAGGCUGGAGACGGGUUUUUUUUUCCCAUUCUUGCAUUUCCAUCCACUUAGGUGGCAGAGGCAGGGCGUUUAGAAAUCACAUCUCUCUAGUUCUUCAGGUUCUAACUGUCUUCAGUUUAUUUGCAAAUGAAGUCUGAACAAUGUGGGGAAAAUUGUAUCAAGCGAGUAAAAAGUGACUCUGGAAACUAGGAUUAGAAGGCAGGAUUUGUUUCAAAAUUACAUGAGUCAAUUCAUCUUAAUAAAUGUUCCCAUGUUCCACCAUGUGAUUGACCGGUGAGAUACUCGUGAGGUCAAAGGUUAAAGAUCACUGGUCUCCGGGGCCAGGCAGCCCCACGCCCCUGAUGCCAUCCUGUAGUCUCUGGACUCUGCCUGGGCUUGGACGCCCUGAUGGUUUCUGGACGAUGUGAGGGGCUGAGUUUAAAAGGUGCCGUCCCAGCAUGUAGCACAGUUCAUGGUGGCAGAGGCCUCCUGAGAGCUGAGCCCGUCUUGUGGACACAGCACAACCAAGUCGGGACUUGUCCCCUGGGUGUUGGCCCAGUGCUGCGUACAGCACAGGUGUCCUCUGGCCCUUUUCCUUAAAAAAGAAAACAAGAGGGGAUGGAGAGAGAAUGAGAAUAUAACUAAGAUCUUGUGCAACAGCAGACACUGCUCAGAGCCGUUUUAAUUUAUAGCCUUGCCUGAAAGUGCCCACUAGCCAUGAUUUCCCACAACUAAGACUGUUGUGGUCGGCGGUGCUCGGUCCCAGUUCAGCCUGGGUCCCUGGAAAGCAGCCCAGAAUUCACUGCAGGUCGGAGCCCUUAGAAGCUGUCUGAGUAGCACAGGAGGGCUGGGCACCUGGAGAAGGUGGGACUGGGGGUGAACCCCUUGCCACACCCCUUCCUGAUGCUCCCUUUCCCCUGCAGGACAGACCAAGGGAACCAUUUCCGGGAUCCAAACUCUGCCCCAGAGGUCAGCACGCCAUGUGCCUGGCCUCCAGAGCCAAGUAGAUGCUUUUUGCCAGUUUUGAAAUGAAGGUGCUAUAGCUCACAUUAAAAAAAAAAAAGGAAAACUGGAAGGGGUUGCGGGAAGGAAGGAAGGAAGGAUGGAGGUCUGAGGGGGCCUAGCACAGGGUUCAGAGUGUCUGCUUCUGACACCUAAUAUUCUGCACCUAAUUUUCUGCAGUUUCCACUUGGAACACUGGGCUUUAAUGCUCCAAGGGUGGAACGCUGUGCCCCUCAGCCCAGGGUCCCUGGGCGCCGUGCUGUGUGGGGCUGACUAUGGGCCAUUUGUGCCUGUGUGUGCCGUUGGCUGGUAUCUGCACUUACAGAAAUGUUUCGCUCUAGGCCUUUACAGACCUCACCCUGGUCACCGGGGCGAGGGGAAAAUUUCCAACCCAGGCUGCCCCUGACCCCCAUGGUCCCCCAGCCUUGAAUUGGCUGAGGCCAUUUGAUUUCUUCCACGGCCCGGCCCCGUCUGGUUUCUGUGUUUGAAUUCUUCUGAGGGCGAGUAGAGAAUACGCAGCCCUGCUCGCUGUGCCCCCUCUUCCCCCCACCACUGAGCACCCCCAUGGGGAGAAAUGGGAGGAUAGGUAACAGCUUCUCCAAACCUGCUCCGUCAGAGUCGGCCCCUCUGCUGACAACCCGCCUUCGCAGCCGCCACCCAGCUGGACGACCUCGGGUGGUGACAGAUGAAAAGCGUCAGAAGGAUGCUUCCUUCUCCCAUUCAGCCUGCUUUGGUCCAGGGGUUUGAAUCCUUGUUUUGGGAGCUUGAGGCCAAUGGACAAAGUAUCUAUUUAUCCAGAAGCCAGGUGGCUCGAUCAUGACAGCCAGGUAAAUGGAUGGAUGGAGCGUGGGGAGAGGUGGGUUCUACCACACUAGGACUCCUCCAGCAGCCGGGCUGGACCGGGCCGACCAGGCGCUGUUCUGUCCCUGACUCCCUGACCUGCCGAGCGGCAGAGCAAGCUGGGUGCCUGGGACCAAGGAGAGGCUCCGCUUAGCAACACGUUCAAAGACAACUUGGGCUUCUGUCCGUGGCUCAAUGAUUCUAUGUUUGGGACAAACUCACCACAUGAGUGACGCAGAUAACUUAAAGGGAGGAUGUCUCCUCAAACAGGCCUGCUCCUGAAUUUCAGGGACAGUCUCUGCAAUCACUGCUCUUCUCUCUUGCUGGCCAUUUGGAGGGGCUGAAGCAGGAGGACAGUCCCCUGGGGGAGCGGAGUGUAGAGAGCCAAGGGUGGGCCAUUCUCCAAAUUCGCCUUGGGCGUGGAGGACCUGGGGGGGUGUCCUUUGUAUGAUAAACCCACGAUUGCUCUGCUGGGUGGCCUGGAGGCAGAAGUAACCUUGCUGGUGUCACUUUGGUGCCUGUCCCCUGUCCCCAGAGGCACUAACGGUGAACCCACCAGCUCUGGCCUGAAGCCAGGAGGGACUCAGCCUGUGUUGACCACCAGGCCCGGCAAAGCCAUCUCAGGCCUGAGUGCCCGUUGCCGAUAGACUAGCAGCCUCUCCAAAAGGUUAGUCCUCACAUCUUUCCCCAUGAUCAGGUGAAAAGUGAAAUAAAAAACUAAACACGUAUGUGAAUGUGCUUCCGUGCAGCCUUCAAGAGGAGCAGAGUUGGGAGUGAAGCUCUCUCUUCCACACACGUGUGUGUAGCUGUGUCUUUUAUGUUCUGGUUGUGAGCUUUGUUUGAGCAUAUUGUGCAGGGUCUGGAUUUUACCUCUGAACAGCCUCUGGAAGAUGUGGAUUUGAUCAUUAGCGACUUUUAUUCCUACUAUCUUUCCCAUAUAGAUUUCUAUAAAAACUAAGAGAACGGAGAUGAGAUUUGACUCUGAAAAAGGUACCAAAUUCAAAAUAAUGCAGUUUUUUAAAAAACAAAUAGAGGAAAGCCUUUUCCUAUUGUUUUUCUUCUUAGCUUCUCCAUUGUCUAAAUCAGGAAAACAGGAAAGCACUGCUUUCCAGCAGCUGCAAAAUGGUGUAAUGUCCCCUACAUAUUUCCACCGUUGAAAACAAUAGGGUUAGCAUGGAAAUCAGAGACAGAAAAUCCCUGAAAACAUCUGUCCCUCUCUGGCUGCAAAACCCAAGGCUUAAAUCUGUGUGGUUUGUGGAGCCUGUCAACCAAAAAAAAGAGGAUGAUCAAACUCUCCACGUGUUCAAUAAUCAAGUACCUUAGUUUGUUCUGCAUUCUGGGAGUAAAACUCACUGAAAUGCUUUUUUUUUUUUUUUUUUUUUACCAAAAUGAAGUGUGUUUUGGUCUGUUCAUGGAGAUAACACUCACCAGUUUUAGGAAGAAACUCUGGAAUUCCUUUCUCUCAUUGUUCCUCUUAUCUGCAAGGGGGUAAGUGUUUCCUUUCAGCAGAAUUUGCCCACCGUUCCCCUGGCCUGAAGCUGUUUUUGCAUAUUUGGCUUAAGCUAGAAUUAGAUCAGAGGUGAGGUCUUGCAUGACGAUAUUCGAUGUGAUUGUAAACAUCAACAGUCCCUCCCUGAGUGCUAGAAGAGAACAUGUAGGUCUCUUUGAAUGUGUAUAUUUGAAGUUUGUUCCACUGAUGCUGGAAUCACAGGCUUUCCUCCCAGGCUGGGGGAGGGCGGGCUGGACACUGAGCUGCCCUCAGGCCUCUGAAAAGCUGAGUGGCACCUCUGGGCAGCCUUGGAAGCGGGUCGUCAUCCUUUGUGCUUUGUUACCCACUUAUCCUAAUAAACUCCGGAAUACAUUGCUAUCA
Molecule: messenger RNA, 6523 nt
Organism: Dama dama (fallow deer)
Lineage: Eukaryota; Metazoa; Chordata; Mammalia; Artiodactyla; Cervidae
Gene: CD93
Product: CD93 molecule
Exons: 2
Coding region: 403-2352 (649 amino acids)
Molecular function (GO): calcium ion binding
Source: RefSeq, a predicted model, not a curated record